Lathyrus sativus (Indian pea) is the source of this 816-nucleotide messenger RNA. NCBI's taxonomy places the organism in Eukaryota, Viridiplantae, Streptophyta, Magnoliopsida, Fabales, Fabaceae. The record is from the annotation of a GenBank genome assembly.
AUGGAGUAUGAUAAUUCAACUUUCAAUGGAAACGCUAAUGCAGUUUUAAAUGUAAACGAUGAUGCAACAAAAAUAUAUGAUGACUCAAGCAUUGAAGAUCAUGUUCCUCUUUUGCAGAAGUUAGUAGCAGAGGUGGUGGGAACAUUCUUCUUAAUAUUGAUUGGAUGUGGUUCCGUAGUUACAAAUCUUAACAAUGAUAAUGUAGUGACACUUCCUGGAAUUGCAUUUGUCUGGGGAUUUUGCGUUAUGACAUUGGUAUACUCUCUUGGUCAUAUCUCUGGUGCUCAUUUUAAUCCUGCUGUCACAAUUGCUCACGCGUCAACCAAAAGAUUUCCAUUGUCACAGGUACCACCAUAUAUAAUUGCUCAAUUUAUUGGAUCACUACUUGCAAGUGGAGCUCUCAAACUUAUAUUUAGUGGCAAAGAAAAUCAGUUUGUGGGAACACUUCCCGCCGGUUCUAACCUCCAAGCUUUUGUGAUUGAAUUUAUAAUUACUUUCUACCUUAUGUUCAUCAUCUCUGGAGUUGCCACAGAUGACAGAGCGAUCGGUGAAUUGGCUGGACUUGCAGUUGGAUCUACAAUUAUUCUAAAUGUGUUGUUUGCCGGACCAAUCACAGGAGCAUCAAUGAAUCCAGUAAGAAGUUUAGGUCCAGCUAUUGUGCACCACGAAUAUAGAGGAAUAUGGGCUUAUGUGUUUGCACCAAUUCUAGGAGCUUUGGCUGGUACAUGGGCGUAUACUUUUAUUAGAAUCACAAACAAACCAGUACGUGAACUCACAAAGAGUGGUUCAUUCCUUAAAGAUUCGAGAUGCAAAUGA